AUUGUCUUGCAGAGCCAUAGCACAAGAGUAACAGCUAAAUCCCAGUCAAGUGGAGAUAAGGCUUUUCGUUGUGACUAUGAUGGCUGUGGAAAAUUGUACACUACUGCUCAUCACCUUAAGGUUCAUGAAAGGUCACACACAGGAGAUCGGCCAUAUCAGUGUGAUCAUCCAGGUUGUGGAAAAGCAUUUGCAACAGGUUAUGGAUUAAAAAGUCAUGUCCGAACUCAUACUGGAGAGAAGCCAUAUAGAUGUUCAGAAGAAAACUGCACAAAGUCAUUCAAGACUUCAGGAGAUCUGCAAAAACACAUAAGAACGCAUACAGGUGAAAGACCAUUCAAGUGUCCCUUUGAAGGAUGUGGUAGGUCAUUUACAACAUCUAACAUCAGAAAGGUUCAUAUCAGGACACAUACAGGAGAAAGACCAUAUUAUUGUACAGAGCCUGGAUGUGGAAGGGCAUUUGCCAGUGCAACUAACUACAAGAAUCAUGUGAGAAUACAUACAGGGGAGAAGCCUUAUGUAUGUACAGUCCCUGGCUGCGAUAAGCGUUUUACAGAAUAUUCUAGUUUAUAUAAACACCAUGUGGUACAUACACAUUCUAAACCUUAUAACUGUAAUCACUGUGGGAAAACAUACAAACAGAUUUCUACCCUUGCAAUGCACAAGCGAACAGCACACAAUGAUACCGAACCAAUAGAGGAAGAACAAGAAGCUUUUUUUGAGCCACCCCCAGGUCAAGGUGAAGAUGUUCUCAAAGGAUCUCAAAUAACAUAUGUAACAGGUGUUGAAGGCGAGGAUGUCGUUUCCGCACAGGUUGCUACUGUGACUCAGACAGGGCUGAGUCAGCAAGUGGCACUUAUUUCUCAAGAUGGAACUCAGCAUGUUAACAUAUCUCAGGCUGACAUGCAGGCCAUUGGAAAUACUAUCACCAUGGUAACACAAGAUGGCACUACCAUCACAGUCCCUGCACACGAUGCAGUUAUUUCUUCUGCAGGAACACAUUCUGUUGCAAUGGUCACCGCAGAAGGCACAGAAGGACAACAGGUUGCCAUUGUGGCUCAGGAUUUAGCAGCUUUUCAUAGUGCUUCACCAGAAAUUGGACAUCAGCAACAUGGACAUCAUCUAGUCACUGCAGAAUCUAGGCCUGUUACUUUGCUGGCAACAUCCAAUGGGACACAAAUUGCAGUGCAGCUUGGAGAACAGCAAUCUUUGGAAGAAGCGAUUCGAAUAGCUUCCAGAAUACAACAAGGUGAAACUCCAGGAAUUGAUGAUUAAUUCAUAGCUUGGCUAAAGGAACAAUAGAAUUCUAUUUUAUUUUUGUUCAACAAAAGUCUAUGCCAGGUGAAAACCAUAAAAAUGUUUUUGCUCACUAAUACUGUGCAUAUACUUUACGCAACAGUGAAGAACAUUUAAAGUGUAUAAUGUUUAUGUAUAUGAACUUUGAGAAUAACGGAAUUCUAUCUCUUAAGAUUCAUUAUUCUCUACCCAGGACUAUGGAAUUAGGUUUUUGUAUUAAAUUUACUUGCUUAUAUUCCAAACCAAACUAGAGACAAGCAACAGCCACAAAAGAAAUGCUGGAAUUAAUUUUAAAGUCAUACAAAACCAAUGAAGGUAUUAUUGAAGAUUUCAACUGUUUAAAUCAUAACAGCAAUCAUCAUUCAAAAAUCUUUUGAAAGCAUGAGUUUAAUUGUUUCUUAUAUGCAGUUUUGAAUUUUGAAUCCUUUGUAAAUAUUCCAUUUUAAUUGUGGUUCAUACACAUGUUGAACAUUUAUCGUCUUUAGUUUCCUCUCCCAUCUCACUGAUUGUAAAUACAGACAAUUGCCAGAAUUGCUAUUAUAUUAUCUUUGAAUUGGAUUAUGUAUAAAAGAAAAGCUUUGGUUGUUCAAUAUUAAAGGAAG
Python bivittatus (Burmese python) is the source of this 1895-nucleotide messenger RNA. The record is from RefSeq and is a predicted model, not a curated record. NCBI's taxonomy places the organism in Eukaryota, Metazoa, Chordata, Lepidosauria, Squamata, Pythonidae.